Messenger RNA from Didymodactylos carnosus, 833 nucleotides. NCBI's taxonomy places the organism in Eukaryota, Metazoa, Rotifera, Eurotatoria, Philodinida, Philodinidae. The record is from the annotation of a GenBank genome assembly.
CGGAUUAGACUCUACGUGAUCUUUAUAUGGAUAUUGACUGGUAAGUGUUCAUACCAAUCACAAGUUGGUCCUUUCUACGAGCCAGUCAGACAGCGCAAACUAACUACAACAAAUUUCAGGUGUUAAGAUGCUGAAUUAUUCUCUAUUUUGGCGUAGAAAAAUCUUAUCUCAUCAAAAUGAAUCCAGUAGAAUUGCCUGUCUGAAGUUCUUAGUUUUCAUAGGUUUGUUUUAUUUUUUCAAUAAGACACUGUCUAUAUCAUUGUGUUAUGAGUUCGAAAAGUGCUGAUGAUGAAAUUUUGUUGAAAUGGUGGAAGGAUCAUAACUGAGUCCAUCCAUAUAUUUAGGGAAAACGUCAAGCACCAUCGCCGACAGUAGAAGAAUUCAAUAGUUACUAUAUUCUUUACAAAGUAGCUAGUUAUUCAGAAACAUUAGCUGAAGUGACAAUUGGUUUUCGACUAUUUUUUGCAACGGAUUGCCUUAUGCUGAUUUGUCAAAAGAGCCUAGUACAAACAGUAACAACUCAAAUAUUUAAUGUCAUUCGACUUAAAGAGGAUACAUUUAGUACAUUUUUUGGUUCGACAACGUCAAACGAUGGUAAUAGUGGGAGUAGUAAUAAUAAUUCAACAACACUACGGAUAACGUUAACAUCAACUGUCAUUAAUCAACCACAGCAGCUGUCAUCGAGUAAACCUGGAGAUGCUUCUGCUACUGGAGGUGUUUCUAAUGUACUGUCAGUCACACCAGAAACAACCUCAAGAACACAAGCGUCUACCGGUGAAACACAGACAACCAAGCAACCUGCUGCCAGCAGUCCAAGUGUAACAACUAGUUAG